Molecule: messenger RNA, 1706 nt
Organism: Carassius gibelio (silver crucian carp)
Lineage: Eukaryota; Metazoa; Chordata; Actinopteri; Cypriniformes; Cyprinidae
Product: probable aminopeptidase NPEPL1
Exons: 12
Coding region: 72-1649 (525 amino acids)
Biological process (GO): proteolysis
Cellular component (GO): cytoplasm
Molecular function (GO): metalloaminopeptidase activity; manganese ion binding
Source: RefSeq, a predicted model, not a curated record
GAGACGGGCAGGAGAAGCGGAAGGUCAAAGUGCAUCUUCCCUCAUUCUGAAGAGACUCGUUCUCGGGGAAGAUGGCGAACGUUCUGCUGGAGUUCAAGGCGUCUGCCGCGGACUCAGAGCCGCAGAACCGACCGGUCCUCAUCGUCGGCCAGCUCGCUUACCUGCAACAGAUCAACUGGACCCAGGUGAAAGGAAAACUGCAGCCGGUGGUCACCAAAGAGAUAUGGCAGGCAGCAUUGGCCUCUCUGAAUCCCAACCCUACAGAUAGCUGUCCGCUGUAUUUGAGUUUUGCAGCCGUGGGGGCUCUUCCUUCACGAGUCAGUCGUCACAACAGCCCAUCAUCUGCACACUUCCUCACCCGCCUCGUCCGAACCUGCCUGCCCGCCGGCAACAACCGAUGCAUUGUGAUGGUGUGUGAGCGCUCUGAUGUGUUUGCAUCAGCAUGUGCCAUUGCCCGAGCUUUCCCGCUAUUCACCCGCCGUUCAGCUUCUUCUCGCAGGACAGAGAAGAAGCACGUCACUGUGGAAUUUGUGACUGUGGGUCAGGACAACGGCCCACUUGAGGUCUCCACACUAGAGUGUCUUGCCAGCGCAGCGGAUGGAGUUCGUCUGGCUGCUCGAAUUGUGGACACUCCAUGCAGUGAAAUGAAUACUGAUGACUUCCUGGAGGAAAUAAAGGCAGUGGGGAAUGAAUUAAGUAUCACUCCAACUAUAAUUCGAGGAGAGGAACUGAAACAAAAGGGUUUUGGAGGUAUCUAUGGAGUUGGUAAAGCUGCCCAGCAUCCUCCUGCAUUGGCUGUGCUCAGCCACACUCCCUCAGGAGCUACACAGACCAUCGCCUGGGUGGGCAAAGGCAUUGUGUAUGACACCGGUGGUCUCAGCAUCAAGGGCAAAACCACAAUGCCAGGAAUGAAGAGAGACUGUGGAGGAGCCGCAGCCAUUUUAGGAGCUUUUAAAGCUGCUGUUAAACAGGGCUUUAAGGACAAUCUUCAUGCAGUUUUCUGCCUGGCUGAGAACUCCGUGGGACCUACAGCCACUCGACCAGAUGAUAUACACACUCUCUACUCUGGAAAAACUGUGGAGAUAAACAACACGGAUGCUGAAGGGAGGCUGGUGCUCUCUGAUGGUGUUGUAUAUGCGAACAAAGAUCUCUCUGCAGACAUCAUACUGGACAUGGCCACGCUGACCGGUGCUCAGGGAAUCUCCACGGGGAAGUAUCACGCUGCGGUGAUGACCAACAGUGAGCAGUGGGAAGCCGCUUGUGUGAGAGCGGGCCGCAGCAGUGGAGACCUGGCACAUCCUCUGGUCUACUGCCCUGAGCUUCACUUCAGUGAAUUCACCUCCGCUGUGGCUGACAUGAAGAACUCUGUGGCGGACCGUGAGAAUGCACAGAGCUCCUGUGCUGGCCUCUUCAUUGGCUCUCAUCUGGGUUUUGAUUGGCCAGGCAUUUGGGUACAUGUGGACAUCGCUUCACCAGUCCACGCUGGGGAGCGAGCCACUGGUUUCGGUGUGGCUAUGCUCUUGGCUCUGUUCGGCCAGGCAUCUGAGGAUGCUUUGCUCAACUCUGUGUCCCCUUUGGGUGCCGCCACAGCCAAAACUGCCUCUGAAGACCAGAUGGAGAGAGACUGCAAGAGGAGAAGGCUUGUCUAAGAUGAUUUCCAACUGUUCUUGAUCUUCAAAACUAUUAAAUAUCAGUCACGCCUUGUA